AUGAGCAAGAAGAAAAAAAUGUCCAUGCUGGAGUUGUGGCGCAGCAAUCAGACUGCACGUGUAAAGAAAGCCAAAGACCUGAAACUAUGGCCUCACCAGGUCGCAUCGCUGAGAGACCCAGAGCUGGUUUCGUCUCUGGUCCAGCAGAAUGUGAAGAUGGCACGCUUGCUUCACAAAACAGGCACCACAGCGCUCCGCCGCUUUACGCAGGAGUCUCUGGCUGAGCUUGAGCGGUGUGCGGCAGAGGAAGCUGCCGAGCAGGAGCACAGAAAAGCCCAGAACAUUGAGAUUCCUGAGGAUGAACUGCCCAAACCCUCCAAAUACCUGGAAGUUGGGAAAGCCCUGCCUUUCAUCUAUGGAGACCCUCCAUCUGAGCUUUUCAAUAUCCCUUUGGAGGAGCUCGAUCCUUACUACAAAGCAAAGAAGACUUUCAUCGUGAUCAGCAAAGGGAAUGUAAUCAACAGGUUCUGUGCUGAGCCAGCGUGUUAUAUUCUUUCUCCGUUUCAUCCCGUCCGCAGAAUAGCAAUCCGGAUACUCAUACACUCAUUGUUUAGCAUGUUUAUCAUGUUAACAAUCCUGUCCAACUGUGUGUUCAUGACCAUGAGCGACCCGCCACAAUGGAGCAAAACUGUAGAGUAUGUUUUUACAGGGAUCUAUACCUUCGAGGCAACCGUAAAGGUUUUGUCCAGAGGGUUUUGCAUAGGAGACUUUACAUUCCUUCGAGAUCCAUGGAACUGGCUGGAUUUCAUGGUGAUCAGCAUGGCAUACCUUACAGAGUUUGUGGACCUGGGAAAUGUUUCAGCUCUGAGAACUUUCCGUGUACUUCGAGCGCUCAAAACAAUUACUGUGAUUCCUGGUCUGAAAACCAUCGUCGGCGCACUGAUUCAGUCGGUGAAGAAGUUGGCAGAUGUCAUGAUCCUGACUGUAUUUUGUCUUGCCGUCUUUGCCCUCAUUGGCUUACAGCUGUUUAUGGGAAAUCUGCGCAACAAGUGUGUUGUAUGGCCUCCUAGAUAUGAGACCAACUUGACUAACAUGAACUACACAAAUGGCACUUUUGACUUCACGGACUACAUCAACAAUCAAGAUAACUACUACUUUCUGCCUGGUACGCAUGACGCGCUUCUCUGUGGAAACAGCUCAGAUGCUGGGAGAUGUCCUGAAGGAUACUUGUGUAUGAAGGCCGGUAGGAAUCCAAACUAUGGCUACACCAGCUACGACAACUUUGGUUGGGCCUUUCUCUCUCUCUUCCGCCUUAUGACUCAAGACUUCUGGGAAAACCUGUUUCAGCUGACUCUCCGGGCAGCAGGGAAGACCUACAUGAUCUUCUUUGUAGUUAUCAUCUUCUUAGGCUCCUUUUACCUGAUCAACCUGAUUUUGGCUGUUGUGGCCAUGGCAUAUGCCGAGCAGAAUGAGGCCACGAUAGCUGAAGCUAAAGAGAAGGAGGAGGAGUAUGCAAGGAUAAUGGAGCAGCUCAAAAAGCAAUCUGAGCAUGAGAAAGAGAUGAUUAAUGGCAGCAUGACCUCACUUUCAAGUGAAAAGAAUGCUGAUGGCAGUGCAAAGUAUGAUCUGGUUGACGAAGGAGGUGGUAAAGAAAAGACCGACCAUAAAAACAUUGUCAUGAAACCCCUCAAGGAUGGAAAAUCGGUUGAGGUAUCCGAACUAAAUAGAUCCAAAGGAACCGUGGACCUCAUAGAAGAACCGGACUAUCACAAGAGAAAGGCCAGUGCAGUGAGUGCUCAAAGUCAUGCAUUAGAAGAAUUAGAAGAGUUAGAAAGACCAUGCCCACCCUGCUGGUACAAGUUUGCAGACAUUUUCCUGAAGUGGAACUGCUGCGAACCGUGGAUCAGGUUUAAAAAGCUGGUUUAUCUCUUUGUGAUGGAUCCAUUUGUGGACCUGGGCAUCACACUCUGCAUCGUACUUAACACUGUGUUUAUGGCCAUGGAGCAUUACCCCAUGACUCCUGAUUUUGAAACAGUAUUGAGUAUUGGAAACUUGGUGUUCACUGGUAUCUUUGCAGCUGAGAUGUUUCUUAAACUCAUUGCGAUGGAUCCAUACCACUACUUCCAGGUGGGCUGGAACAUAUUUGACAGCAUCAUUGUGACAAUGAGUCUCGUGGAGCUUGGCUUGGCCAAUGUUGAAGGAUUGUCAGUGCUUCGGUCCUUCCGACUUAUGCGUGUCUUCAAGUUGGCAAAGUCCUGGCCUACCCUGAACAUGCUGAUUAAGAUCAUCGGUAACUCUGUGGGCGCCCUGGGCAACCUGACCCUCGUUUUGGCCAUAAUCGUCUUCAUCUUUGCUGUGGUGGGCAUGCAGCUGUUUGGGAAAAGCUACAAGGAAUGUGUUUGUAAAAUUGCUGAGGACUGCGAGUUGCCCCGCUGGCACAUGCUCGACUUCUUCCACUCCUUCCUCAUUGUUUUUCGAAUCCUGUGUGGGGAGUGGAUUGAAACCAUGUGGGACUGCAUGGAGGUGGCAGGCCAGUCUAUGUGCAUUAUCGUCUUCAUGAUGGUCAUGGUGAUCGGAAACCUGGUGGUCCUGAAUCUCUUCCUGGCCUUGCUGCUCAGUUCCUUCAGUGGAGACAACCUGGCAUCAUCGGAUGAAGAUGGUGAAGUGAACAACCUGCAAAUUGCUAUCGGAAGAAUUACCAGGGGCAUCGACUGGGUCAAGGCCUUCAUCAUCAGACAGAUCAGAUGUUUGUUCCGACUGAAACCAAAGAAAGAGGAGAAAAGCCAUGAUUUGGUUCAGAUUCACACGAAUCCUGAGUCAGAGAACAUGUAUAAGAUGGAGCUGGAAAAACUUGAUGGAUCUCCUGCCAUGUCACUGGUUCCAAUAGCAAAGGGGGAGGUGGAUUUUAAAACCCCCUAUGAUGAUGAAAGUGCCUCUGAGAAUGAAAUGAAAAGUGCAGAUGAUGACGCUUCAUCAACCUGCAGCACUGUGGACAAACCUCCUGAAGUUGAAGAAGUAGAAUCAGAAGAGGAACAAGAUUCCGUCGCACCGGUGGACUGCUUUACUGAGAAUUGUAUCAGGCGCUGUCCGUGCCUUGAUGUGGACAUCACCCAGGGCAAAGGAAAGUCAUGGUGGAACUUUCGUAAGACCUGCUUCACUAUUGUGGAGCACAACUACUUUGAGACUUUCAUCAUCUUUAUGAUUCUUCUUAGCAGUGGAGCCUUGGCUUUUGAGGAUGUUUACAUUGAGGAGAGAAGAGUGAUUAAAAUAAUUCUUGAAUAUGCAGAUCAAGUCUUCACCUACAUUUUUGUUGUUGAGAUGCUCCUAAAAUGGGCUGCCUAUGGUUUCAAAGUUUACUUCACUAAUGCUUGGUGCUGGCUGGACUUCCUCAUUGUAGAUGUGUCGCUGAUCAGCUUGACGGCUAACAUUCUGGGUUACUCUGAGCUCGGACCCAUUAAAUCCUUGAGGACCCUGAGAGCUCUGAGGCCGCUUCGUGCUUUAUCCAGAUUUGAGGGGAUGAGGGUGGUGGUAAAUGCCCUGGUUGGAGCUAUUCCAUCCAUAUUCAACGUGAUGCUGGUGUGUCUGAUAUUCUGGCUGAUCUUCAGCAUAAUGGGAGUGAACCUGUUUGCUGGAAAGUUCUAUUACUGCAUGAACAUUACAUCUGAGGAGAUAUUUUCUAUUGAUGAAGUGAACAACAAAACCGACUGUUUCUUACUAAUGGAGGACGGACACGAUGUGCGAUGGAGAAAUCUGAAAGUAAACUUUGAUAAUGUUGGCAUGGGCUACCUGUCCUUACUGCAAGUGGCUACAUUCAAAGGUUGGAUGGAUAUCAUGUACGCUGCUGUGGAUUCACGUCUUGUGGAUGAACAACCCGAAUAUGAGACGAACCUCUACAUGUACCUCUACUUUGUUAUUUUUAUCAUCUUUGGGUCUUUUUUUACCCUCAAUUUAUUUAUUGGUGUCAUCAUUGAUAAUUUCAACCAACAAAAGUCAAAGUUUGGAGGACAAGACCUUUUCAUGACAGAAGAACAGAAGAAGUACUACAAUGCCAUGAAGAAACUAGGCUCAAAGAAACCACAGAAACCAAUUCCUCGUCCUCAAAACUGUUUUCAAGGCUUUGUCUUUGACGUCGUGACAAAGCAGUUUUUUGAUAUCCUCAUCAUGGGAUUGAUCUGUCUGAACAUGAUCACCAUGAUGGUGGAGACUGAUGACCAAAGUGAGGAGACUGAGGGCAUCUUGUACUUUAUAAACCUCGUCUUCAUCAUGUUCUUUACCGGAGAGUGUGUGCUCAAGCUCAUCGCCCUUCGACAGUACUUCUUUCAUGUUGGAUGGAAUAUAUUUGAUUUUAUCGUGGUCAUUCUUUCAAUUAUGGGCUUAAUGCUUGCAGACCUUAUCGAGAAGUACUUUGUGUCACCCACUCUAUUUCGUGUCAUCCGACUUGCAAGAAUUGGCCGUGUUCUGCGUCUAAUCCGAGGCGCCAAAGGCAUCCGGACACUUUUGUUUGCCCUGAUGAUGUCCCUCCCUGCCCUCUUCAAUAUCGGCCUCCUGCUUUUUUUGAUCAUGUUCAUCUUUUCAAUAUUUGGAAUGUCUAAUUUUGGCUAUGUAAAAAAAGAAGGAGGCAUUGAUGACAUGUUCAAUUUUGAGACCUUUGGAAACAGCAUAAUAUGUCUGUUUAUGAUCACAACUUCUGCAGGCUGGGAUGGGCUUCUCUCUCCCAUUAUGAACAGUGGACCCCCCGACUGUGACCCAUACAUCGAAAACCCUGGAACAGACGUCAGGGGUAACUGUGGCAAUCCUGCAGUGGCAAUAGUCUUUUUUUGCAGCUACAUAGUGAUGUCUUUCCUAGUGGUGGUCAACAUGUACAUCGCCAUCAUUCUGGAGAACUUCAACGUAGCGACAGAGGAAAGCAGCGAGCCGUUAUGUGAGGAUGACUUUGAAAUGUUUUAUGAGACCUGGGAAAAGUUUGAUCCUGAUGCCUCACAAUUCAUUAGCUACAGUGCACUUUCUGAUUUCUGUGACACACUGAAGGAUCCGCUGAAGAUUCCAAAGCCAAACACGAUCAAGCUGAUUUCCAUGGACCUUCCAUUGGUUACUGGAGACAAGAUUCACUGUCUUGACAUCCUCCUGGCUCUUACAGCCGAAGUGCUUGGUGAAUCAGGGGAAAUGGACAUGCUCAAGUCAAGCAUGGAGGAGAAAUUCAUGGCAAACAACCCCUCGAAGGUCUCAUAUGAGCCAAUAACCAGCACUCUUCGACGAAAGCAUGAGGAAAUGGCCGCAACAGUCAUCCAAAGAGCCUACCGCAAAUACAGACUCAAGAGUACUCGCAAACCGAGCUCGUUCAGGUUCAGAGAAAAGCUCCCCUCUGUAGAGGUUCAAAGUGAGUUUGUCUUGCAUUCAGCCCCCUUUACUGUCCCUGACUCUUUAAACUAUGAGGACAGUUUAAGAGAGUCAAUUGUGUAG
Molecule: messenger RNA, 5400 nt
Organism: Trichomycterus rosablanca
Lineage: Eukaryota; Metazoa; Chordata; Actinopteri; Siluriformes; Trichomycteridae
Gene: scn4ab
Product: sodium channel, voltage-gated, type IV, alpha, b
Exons: 26
Coding region: 1-5400 (1799 amino acids)
Biological process (GO): membrane depolarization during action potential; sodium ion transmembrane transport; neuronal action potential
Cellular component (GO): axon; voltage-gated sodium channel complex; plasma membrane
Molecular function (GO): voltage-gated sodium channel activity; calcium ion binding
Source: RefSeq, a predicted model, not a curated record